AAUCAACGUUGAAUAAGAAUGACGUUGAUUGAUGACAUUUAAACGUCAUUUAUAGAUAAUGAGUUAUCUUUAAAAUUAAAGAUGGCUAAAAAUGGUCCAAAUGCUAGACAACGACAAACCAAUGUUUCUACAUUCGAUUCUAAAAAAGAUUUACAAAAAAAGAAUAAAUCUGCUCAAAAUAAACAAGCACAAAACAAGCAAAAUACCUCGAAAUUAAAGAGUGAAUCGGAUACCGGUGGUUUAAUAUUCCCUGGAGGUGAUACAGCUUUUAAAGCUCUGUUAUCAGCACGCUUUUGUUCAGCUAUUUGGUGUCAUAUAACAGAUUGUGAUGAAACUUUUAAUUAUUGGGAACCAUCACAUUUUUUAGUUUAUGGAAAGGGUUUACAAACAUGGGAAUAUAGUCCAGAGUAUGCAUUACGCUCAUACGCUUAUCUUCUGGUGCAUGCGGCCCCUUUGUAUAUCUACGAACAAAUUUUCCAUCCUAAUCCAUUAUUACUGUUUUAUUUAACACGAUGUUUGUUGGGCUUGGCUAGUGCCCUUUCUGAAGUUUAUUUUUACAAAACAGUAUGUCGUGAGUUUGGAGUGCAUGUUGGUAGAUUAACAUUUGUAUUCCAAUUGUUUUCUGCUGGCAUGUUCAUAUCAUCUUCAGCGUUCUUACCGUCAACAUGGUCCAUGUACUUGAAUACUGCUGCCAUGGCCUCCUGGUGGCAAGCACGUUACCCAUUAGCUAUCUUUUUCACUGCUUUAUCAUCUUUGUUAGGAUGGCCGUUUGCAGCAUUACUAGGUGUCCCAAUCGCUUUCGAUAUGAUAUUUCUAGAACGUAAAUAUAAAUUAUUUGUACAAUGGACAUUAAUAUCAGCGAUCACAAUCUGUGGACCAAUGUUUUUAAUUGAUUCAUAUUAUUAUGGUAGAUUUGUGAUUGCACCCUUUAAUAUUAUUAAAUAUAAUAUAUUUAGUGACCAUGGACCAGAUCUGUAUGGUACUGAACCCUACACAUAUUAUUUAUACAAUGGUUUCUUAAAUUUUAAUAUUGUUUGGAUUUUAGCAUUGCUAACACCAGUUGCAUUAAUAAUGUCAUAUUUUUUGAUACCAGCUAAAAAGAGUGGCACUUAUAGUCGACCUUAUUAUUUAUCAUUAGCACCAUUAUAUUUAUGGCUUCUAGUCUUUUUUUUACAACCACACAAAGAAGAAAGAUUUUUAUUUCCUGUGUAUCCAAUGAUCUGUUUAUGUGGUGCAAUUACAGCGGAUAUUAUACAAAAAUUAUGGUUCCGUAUCCAAUCGUUAUUGAAAUCGGUUCAAAUUGGUACCCAUUAUUUGGAAAAUACAUCAUUUAUUAUGAUCAUUAUUGCUAUUAUUUCAGCAUUGUUCAGUAUCUCCAGAAUAUUGGCGUUAUAUCAAAACUAUCAUGCUCCAUUCGAUUUAAUGAUGGAACUGAGUCGUUAUCCAAGUGAACAUAAAAUUCCAACCAAUAUGGCUGACAUAAAUGUAUGCAUUGGUAAAGAUUGGUAUCGUUAUCCAAAUUCAUUCUUUAUGCCCAACACGAAUUGGAACAUUCGAUUUAUUGAAUCAGAAUUCAAUGGUAUGUUACCAGCUCCAUAUAAUCCACCAUACAAUCAAUCGGCAACACGUAUCGUUCAUGAUUAUUUUAACGAUUUAAAUCGUGCAGAUACACGAUUAUAUUUUAAUAUAACUAAAUGUCAUUUCUUAUUAGAUUUAGAUUUAAAUCGAGUGACAACGAAAUUAGAACCAAAUUAUGUUGAACAGAAAACAAAAUGGCAGAUUAUUAAAAGUUUACCAUUUAUAAAUACGAUUAAAUCGCAUCCAUUGUUUCGUGCAUUCUAUGUGCCAUAUUUUAACGAUCAAUAUGUUGAAUAUGGACAAUUUUAUUUAUUACAAUCGAUUAAAAAUAAAAUUGUUACUGAUUCAGUUACGAAAUAAUUUCAGCGACUGCGAUUUACGGAGUCAAAAAAAAAACCGUGAAUACAUAUUAGUUUUUAACGAUUGACAUUAUAGUACAUAGACUGAGCAUCGCCUAGUGACAGGUGUGCUAACCACUGAGGUAAUUGCUUGGGUCAAUUAGGGAUAUUUAUCAAAAAAAUAUUCAUUGAAUGUCAAAUUUUCAUACAAUUACAAGUAUAACAACAAAACUUUGGUUUAGCAUUUCUACACCGCCGCCAUGAUAGAUUCAAGCCUAGCAAUUACCUCAGAUGUUGGCACACUUUAAAUCGUUUGACGCUCAGUCUAUGUAACUUAAUGGUCUAAGAUUCUACUACACCUUUCCACACACAAGAAACACAAAAAUGUAACUUAGCAUGUUUUCUUCCCCUAUGCCCUUUAUGUAUACAUCCCAAGUCCAAAGAUAAAGACAUUCCUGUCCUGUGUAAAAAUAAAGUUUUGUGAUUUAAGUUUUUUAAGUUCCUUUUUGUAAGUUUUUAUUGUUUGAUGUUAAU
Messenger RNA from Chrysoperla carnea, 2450 nucleotides. RefSeq names its product alpha-1,2-mannosyltransferase ALG9 (gene Alg9). Gene Ontology annotation, molecular function: alpha-1,2-mannosyltransferase activity. NCBI's taxonomy places the organism in Eukaryota, Metazoa, Arthropoda, Insecta, Neuroptera, Chrysopidae. Gene Ontology annotation, cellular component: endoplasmic reticulum membrane. Gene Ontology annotation, biological process: protein N-linked glycosylation. The record is from RefSeq and is a predicted model, not a curated record. The transcript has 9 exons. The coding region runs from base 82 to 1938 and encodes 618 amino acids.